AUGAGUCUGCCCCAGCCCAUACAUCACCACAACCGUCGCCAAAGCAUCGCCAAACUUACCCGUUCGCCGAUGUCAUCGUCGCCCAUGGCAUCACUGCCGUCCCGAAUGGGCCUGCUAGCCAAUAAUGCCUCUUUUGUCGCGGUUUCUGGGUCGUCUUCUCCCGUUCCAGACGAACACGCCCUAGAUGACAACUUCUCCCAAGGCAUUGACGACCCUCGCAUGAUCAACCAGGUCGCCAAGCAUCUUGCUGGGUUGGACUACUCCCACGAAGGCGCGGACAUCACCUGGGACAUCCACAAGCUCAACCAGGACGGCCUUCGCAAACCUCGGAGAUCCAGAAGCUGGUCCUCCAAGGAUAUGGACGCCAGGAGGAGAGGGUCCACCGCAUCGUCGUUGAACGUGCCAGGAGGCUUUCGCAGAGCGUUUUUAGUGAACAAUUCGCCGUUACGGACCGUGCAGCCCAGUUUUUUGACCAAAAACUUCAUCGAGUUUCUCAGCAUCUACGGCCACUUUGCGGGCGAAGACCUCGAGGACGAGGACAACAUUGCCUGCCACUACCAGCAUCCAGCAAAGUACGACGAGGAGACGUUUUCUGGCGAAGAAACGCCGCUUUUGCGAUCGGACUACGACCACUACAACCCCAACGGCACUGCAAACGACACCAAAACGUAUUUCCUUCUCAUCAAGGCUUUCAUCGGCACGGGAGUGUUGUUCUUACCCAAGUCGUUCUCCAACGGUGGCUUGCUUUUCUCGGUUUUAACCUUGGUCUUUUUUGGGUUUCUCAGCUACUGGUGCUACUUGACGUUGAUCUUCUCCAAAAUCGCCACCAGAGUAUCCAGCUUCAGCGAGAUCGGAGCUAAGCUCUACGGCAGGUGGUUCCAGCAACUUAUCUUGUUUUCCAUUGUAAUCUCCCAGAUAGGCUUUGUUUCAGCCUAUAUUGUUUUCACCGCAGAAAACUUGAGAGCAUUCAUAAGCACGGUGUUUGGCUGGCAACUCUCUAUCGCGUGGAUGAUCACCGGCCAGUUCUUCAUCUUGGUGCCGUUGUCAUUGAUCAGGGAUAUCACUAAAUUGUCGUUGUCUUCGGUGAUGGCCAACGGAUUCAUUCUAAUCGGAUUGCUUACCAUCAUCUACUACUUGUUCUACGAAUUGUUGAUCACUAACAAAGGCGUUUUUGGGCCCCAGAUCGAGUACAUCUUCAAUUCAGGCGAGUUUUCGUUGUUUAUUGGGGUGGCCAUUUUUGCAUUCGAGGGCAUAGGCCUUAUCAUUCCCAUCCAGGAGUCAAUGAUCCACCCCAACCAUUUUCCAAAGGUAUUAGGACAAGUUAUGCUUACCAUUUCGACGGUUUUCAUAUUCAUGGGGACCUUGGGAUACUUGACUUUUGGUAGCACCAUCCAGACAGUGAUUUUAUUGAACCUUCCCCAGGGGGAUAUCAUGAUUAUUCUCAUCCAGUUGCUCUACUCGUUUGCUAUUCUCUUGUCGACACCAUUGCAAUUGUUUCCUGCAAUUCGUUUGGUCGAAUCGAAGUUGAUUAAAAAGACUGGAAAGGACUCCACUCGGGUUAAAUGGUUGAAAAAUUGCUUCAGAUUCUUCUUCGUGUUGUUGACCUCAUACAUCGCACUUGUGGGUGGCCAGAACUUGGACCGGUUCAUCUCUUUCGUGGGAUGUUUCGCGUGUAUUCCGUUGGUGUACAUGUACCCUCCUAUUUUGCAUAUCAAGAGUUGUUGUAAUGAGCAGGAAGGGUUGAGCAAAGGGGAAAUCAACCAGAGGUAUUGGCUCAAGGUGUUGGACUACAUAUUGAUUGCAAUUGGUGGCGUGGCCAUGGUCUACACCACAUAUGAUAUUUUGAAAUAA
Messenger RNA from Suhomyces tanzawaensis NRRL Y-17324, 1851 nucleotides. It is a transcript of the gene AVT4, whose product is annotated as Avt4p. The record is from RefSeq and is a predicted model, not a curated record. Gene Ontology annotation, molecular function: amino acid transmembrane transporter activity. Lineage: Eukaryota; Fungi; Ascomycota; Pichiomycetes; Serinales; Debaryomycetaceae. Bases 1 to 1851 code for a protein of 616 amino acids. The transcript has a single exon. Gene Ontology annotation, biological process: amino acid transmembrane transport.